AUUCGCUGUUCACAGUGCAACAAAAACAUACGUAUCGAAAUGGCAGCUAAGUUCGUAAUUGUCGCUAUGCUGGUGGCAGCUGCUCAAGGCAGCGCCAUCCACGGAGCUGACUACACCAGCUUCUCGUACGGUGUGUCAGACCCGCACACCGGUGACGUCAAGAGCCAGCACGAGACUCGCGUUGGUGACAGCGUAGUCGGCCAGUACUCCCUCCUCGACUCUGACGGCACAAAGCGCACUGUAGACUACGCUGCUGAUGCCCACUCUGGAUUUAACGCUAUCGUCCGCAAGGACCCCGCCCUCGUCGCCCACGCCGCUCCCGUGGUGGCUCACGCCGCUCCCGUGGUAGCUCACGCCGCUCCUCUCGCCUACGCCGCGCCCGCCUACGCCGCGCCCGCCGUCGCCGCACCCGUGGCGUAUGCUGCCCAUACCCCAGCCGUUUCCUCCGUAUCUGCUUACUCCACCUCCCUCGCCCAUGGUGGUUACGCUGCCCCCGUGGCUGCAUACGCCGCACCCCUUGCCCAUGGCGUGGCCUUAGGAGGUCUCGGUGCCCACGGUCUUGGCGCUCAUGGUCUUGGUGCCUACGGUUCUCAUCUUGGCUACGCCAAAUACUACUAGAUAAUUUAUUGUAUACCUGUGUAAUAUACGUUAAUGAUUAUGACUCCGUCAUACAUAUACAUAUGACGCAAAUACUGUGAUGAAUAAAAUACUCUUAUUGGUGACUCCU
Diatraea saccharalis (sugarcane borer) is the source of this 727-nucleotide messenger RNA. NCBI's taxonomy places the organism in Eukaryota, Metazoa, Arthropoda, Insecta, Lepidoptera, Crambidae. The record is from the annotation of a GenBank genome assembly.